Messenger RNA from Fukomys damarensis (Damara mole-rat), 3290 nucleotides. RefSeq names its product eukaryotic translation initiation factor 4 gamma 2 (gene Eif4g2). The record is from RefSeq and is a predicted model, not a curated record. The coding region runs from base 1 to 2946 and encodes 981 amino acids. NCBI's taxonomy places the organism in Eukaryota, Metazoa, Chordata, Mammalia, Rodentia, Bathyergidae. Gene Ontology annotation, cellular component: eukaryotic translation initiation factor 4F complex. The transcript has 22 exons. Gene Ontology annotation, molecular function: translation initiation factor activity; mRNA binding; protein binding.
AUGGCCGCCGUCCCUGGCCGCGUCUUCUCAAGCGGUACAAAAUGGCGGCCGCAGGCGGAGCCGGGCGGGACGACCCUGUUUCAGCGUUUCUUCUGCAUUUCUGCGCUUGGAAAUUCCGGGCCUGUGUCCUGUGCCGGUUUUUCAUUUCUGCCAUCCCCUCCCCUUCCCACCCCAUCCAUUAAUAUUAUUCUUUUGAAGAUUCUUCGUUGUCAAGCCGCCAAAGUGGAGAGUGCGAUUGCAGAAGGGGGUGCUUCUCGUUUCAGUGCUUCUUCGGGCGGAGGAGGAAGUAGGGGUGCACCUCAGCACUAUCCCAAGACUGCUGGCAACAGCGAGUUCCUGGGGAAAACCCCAGGGCAAAACGCUCAGAAAUGGAUUCCUGCACGAAGCACUAGACGAGAUGACAACUCCGCAGCAAACAACUCCGCAAAUGAAAAAGAACGACAUGAUGCAAUCUUCAGGAAAGUAAGAGGCAUAUUAAAUAAGCUUACUCCUGAGAAGUUUGACAAGCUAUGCCUUGAGCUCCUCAAUGUGGGUGUAGAGUCUAAACUCAUCCUUAAAGGGGUCAUUCUGCUGAUUGUGGACAAAGCCCUAGAAGAGCCAAAGUAUAGCUCACUGUAUGCUCAGCUAUGUCUGCGAUUGGCAGAAGAUGCACCAAACUUUGAUGGCCCAGCAGCAGAGGGUCAACCAGGGCAGAAGCAAAGCACAACAUUCAGACGCCUCCUAAUUUCCAAAUUACAAGAUGAAUUUGAAAACCGAACCAGAAAUGUGGAUGUCUAUGAUAAACGUGAAAAUCCCCUUCUCCCUGAGGAGGAGGAACAGAGAGCCAUUGCUAAGAUCAAGAUGUUGGGGAACAUCAAAUUCAUUGGAGAACUUGGCAAGCUUGAUCUUAUUCAUGAAUCUAUCCUUCAUAAGUGCAUCAAAACACUUUUGGAAAAGAAGAAGAGAGUCCAACUCAAAGAUAUGGGAGAGGAUUUGGAGUGCCUCUGUCAGAUAAUGAGGACAGUAGGACCUAGAUUAGAUCAUGAACGAGCCAAGUCCUUAAUGGAUCAGUACUUUGCCCGAAUGUGCUCCUUGAUGUUAAGUAAGGAAUUGCCAGCAAGGAUUCGUUUCCUGCUGCAGGAUACCGUAGAAUUGCGAGAGCACCAUUGGGUUCCUCGCAAGGCUUUUCUUGACAAUGGACCAAAGACGAUCAAUCAAAUCCGUCAAGAUGCAGUAAAAGAUCUAGGAGUGUUUAUUCCUGCUCCUAUGGCUCAAGGGAUGAGAAGUGACUUCUUUCUGGAGGGACCGUUCAUGCCACCCAGGAUGAAAAUGGAUAGGGACCCACUUGGAGGACUUGCCGAUAUGUUUGGACAAAUGCCAGGUAGCGGAAUUGGUACUGGUCCAGGAGUUAUUCAGGAUAGAUUUUCACCCACCAUGGGACGUCAUCGGUCAAAUCAGCUCUUUAAUGGCCAUGGGGGACACAUCAUGCCUCCCACACAGUCACAGUUUGGAGAGAUGGGAGGCAAGUUUAUGAAAAGCCAGGGGCUAAGCCAGCUCUACCAUAACCAGAGUCAGGGACUCUUAUCCCAGCUUCAAGGACAGUCGAAGGAUAUGCCACCUCGGUUUUCUAAGAAAGGACAGCUUAAUGCAGAUGAGAUUAGCUUGAGGCCUGCUCAGUCGUUCCUAAUGAAUAAAAAUCAAGUGCCAAAGCUUCAGCCCCAGAUAACUAUGAUUCCUCCUAGUGCACAACCACCACGCACUCAAACACCACCUCUGGGCCAGACACCUCAGCUUGGUCUCAAAACUAAUCCACCACUUAUUCAGGAAAAGCCUGCCAAGACCAGCAAAAAGCCACCGCCAUCAAAGGAAGAGCUACUUAAACUAACAGAAACUGUUGUGACUGAGUAUCUGAAUAGUGGAAAUGCAAAUGAGGCUGUCAACGGUGUAAGAGAAAUGAGAGCUCCUAAACAUUUUCUUCCUGAGAUGUUAAGCAAAGUGAUCAUCCUGUCACUAGACAGAAGUGAUGAAGAUAAAGAAAAAGCAAGUUCUUUGAUCAGUUUACUCAAACAGGAAGGGAUUGCCACAAGUGACAACUUCAUGCAGGCUUUCCUGAAUGUAUUGGACCAGUGCCCCAAACUGGAGGUUGACAUCCCUUUGGUGAAAUCAUACUUAGCACAGUUUGCAGCUCGUGCCAUCAUUUCAGAGCUGGUGAGCAUUUCAGAACUAGCUCAACCAUUGGAAAGUGGUACCCAUUUUCCUCUCUUCUUACUGUGUCUUCAGCAGUUAGCUAAAUUACAAGAUCGAGAAUGGCUAACAGAACUUUUUCAACAAAGCAAGGUCAAUAUGCAGAAGAUGCUCCCAGAAAUUGAUCAGAAUAAGGAUCGUAUGUUGGAGAUUUUGGAAGGAAAGGGACUGAGUUUCUUAUUCCCACUCCUCAAAUUGGAGAAGGAACUGUUGAAGCAAAUAAAGUUGGACCCAUCCCCUCAAACCAUAUAUAAAUGGAUAAAAGAUAACAUCUCUCCCAAACUUCACAUAGAUAAAGGAUUUGUGAACAUCUUAAUGACUAGCUUCUUACAGUAUAUUUCUAGUGAAGUAAGCCCACCCAGUGAUGAAAUGGAUUCUUCCUCUGCUCCUUCCAAAGAACAGUUAGAGCAGGAGAAACAGCUGCUGCUUUCUUUUAAGCCAGUGAUGCAGAAAUUCCUUCAUGAUCAUGUUGAUCUACAGGUCAGUGCCCUGUAUGCUCUGCAGGUGCACUGUCAUAACAGCAACUUCCCAAAAGGCAUGUUACUCCGCUUUUUUGUUCACUUCUAUGACAUGGAAAUUAUUGAAGAGGAAGCUUUCUUGGCUUGGAAAGAGGAUAUAACCCAAGAGUUUCCAGGAAAAGGCAAGGCUUUGUUCCAGGUGAAUCAGUGGCUGACUUGGCUAGAAACUGCUGAAGAAGAAGAAUCAGAGGAAGAAGCUGACUAAAGAACCAGCCAAAGCCUUAAAUUGUGCAAAACAUACUGUUGCUAUGAUGUAACUGCAUUUGACCUAACCACUGCGAAAAUUCAUUCCGCUGUAAUGUUUUCACAAUAUUUAAAGCAGAAGCACGUCAAUUUAGGAUUUCCUUCUGCAUAAGGUUUUUUUGUAGUGUAAUGUCUUAAUCAUAGUCUACCAUCAAAUAUUUUAGAAGUAUCUUUAAUGUUUAGAUAGUAUAUUAGCAGCAUGCAAUAAUUACAUCAUCAGUUCUCAAGCAGAGGCAGUCUAUUGCAAGGACCUUUUUCGCUGCCAGUUAUCAUAGGCUGUUUUAAGUUAGAAAACUGAAUAGCAAC